Thalassophryne amazonica is the source of this 1923-nucleotide messenger RNA. It is a transcript of the gene fam163ba, whose product is annotated as family with sequence similarity 163 member B, genome duplicate a. NCBI's taxonomy places the organism in Eukaryota, Metazoa, Chordata, Actinopteri, Batrachoidiformes, Batrachoididae. The transcript is spliced from 3 exons. The record is from RefSeq and is a predicted model, not a curated record. Bases 639 to 1169 code for a protein of 176 amino acids.
CGCUCAACAAUCAGGAUGCGAUGAAGAAACGUGGCAGCAGAACGGCAGACAGGAAGCGAACCCCUCCUCCGCGUCCACCCACGGAGGCUGAUGUUUGACCUCGACCUCCGCGGACGGUGGCAAAAUGGUUCCUGAAAGGUAGAUGUGGAGAUUUUCGUUCGUCUCCUCCUCCGGUGCGCUCGUGCUGCUUUUUGCGUAGGAGUGGACAGUAAAAAACAACUCCGCGCGAGCUGCAUCAUCCUCAGCAUCCUCAUCAUCCUCAUCGAGCUCAGACAGCCUCCAGAUUUUUCCCUUGUCGCCUUUGGAGUGUUUUUAUUGUUACGAUUUUUCUCUGCGGGACUCUGGACUUGGACAGAUGGUGAACACUUUUGGAAAAAACAGUCUAAAGAUCGUGAAAAAAGGAACGCACAGCUUUAAAUAAGUAACGACAAUCCGGAACCUGCGGUGUUUUGUUGACUCACAGCUUCGCGUUUACUUUGGUAGUCGGUGUUUUUAGUGAUUUCGAUGUUUGAUGGUUCCUGUGUGUAUUACUGACUGACUGAGGUCGACUCUAAAGCCAGCAGAGGUUGCGAGCAGAUGUAGAUGUGAUCGAGUGAAUUCCUCUUAUCUCUGAAGGGUGUUGAUGGAGAGCCAUUCGAAUGACAGCCGGGACAGUGGUCAUCACUGGUGGAAUUCUAGCUACAGUAAUAUUACUCCUUAUCAUCGCAGUACUGUGCUACUGUAGGCUGCAGUAUUAUUGCUGCAAGAAGGAGGAGUCCGAGUCGGAGGAGGAGGAGCCAGACUUUGCUGUCACCUCCCGUCUCCCACCCGUCCACUCAAACCACAACAUUGUGGCGGCGACUGCCGCCGCCUCCUCUGUCCCAAAUGGCCCUGCCCUUUUCUCCACCCCUCCACUGGCCAGAAAACUGACUCGUUCCCAGACCUUCUGCCCGUCCUGUACGCACUAUGACCUGCCAUUCUACCUCCAGCCCCCUCAGCCACAGAUCCACCGCCAGCCAGAUGGGUUGAGGAACGGAGGAGAACGGAUCAGCUACCGCAGUGUCCAGCAGCAGGAUCUGAACCUGCCAGUGCCUGUGAACAUUUCCAACUACCGCAAACCCAACCUAUCCCGCUCGGUCACUAUGAGGGACAUGUUCCAACGCAGCUGUAGCAUCAGCACUGAUGUUUAGCUGGGCAUGGGUGGAGCCUCUGUUCUGUUAGAUGGACCUGGUUGACCAGAGCUGAGCAGCUUAGUCCAGGCUAGUGUGGUGUGAUCCACUCUGGACUAAGGUGGUCACCUUUAGCAGAAGCUCAGACUUGGAAUGCUCUCAGGACUGGAUUUGCAGAGGUACAGGUCUAAUACCUUCUGAUUGGGUCAAAAUAGAGCCACUAAAUGUUAAAUUACAAAUAUCUUGUACUUUUAUGUUGAUUUUCUACAAAUAAGAAUGGAGUUUGCUUUAAAAUGUUAUAUUUUGUGUUGCCCUGCUUUGUUCUUGGUGUAUGACUGCACAUGACUUGAAAUAGGCAAAUUCCGAAGAUGUCUAAGCAACAUAAACAAGAGGGAUUUGUUCUUGCCAUAGCUGCUAAAAACAAAUAACGAUGAGUGGAAUGAUCUGAAGUCUCCUCCAUUGACAGAUUACAGAUAUCAUGAUUUACCGCUCAGCUUUCCUAGGAAGACUAGUGGAGGAAGAGGGCAUUACAUUUUAUGACUUUAGCUGUACCGAGAUAUAGUUUAGACAUGACUUAGGUCAGAAAUCAUAAAGGGCUCACGGAAGACGGAUCUACUCUUCACAUUUGUGGAUGGACGAGGUGCCAAAGCGGGGUGGGUUCUUGCUUUAGUGUGUGUAUGAGUGCGUGUGCUUGCAUGCAUUUGUUUGUCUGAUAUACAAUUUUAACAAAUCAAUAACCCCCAUUUAUACUGAACCCAGUCCUGGGUGGCAAUAA